Molecule: messenger RNA, 1629 nt
Organism: Diceros bicornis minor
Lineage: Eukaryota; Metazoa; Chordata; Mammalia; Perissodactyla; Rhinocerotidae
Gene: SLC9B2
Product: solute carrier family 9 member B2
Biological process (GO): proton transmembrane transport
Cellular component (GO): membrane
Molecular function (GO): antiporter activity
Source: RefSeq, a predicted model, not a curated record
GAAAAAUAAGUACAAUUCAUUCAUUUAAAUUGCUCAAAUUGCUGUUUAAUUCCUUCAUUUAAAUCCCAAAUUGCUAUUCUAUAUCUAGACUAUUUCUCCUUCAAAACAGAUCUUGUUCCUCUUCCGUCUGUCGUCUUACUCUUAAUUGUAAAUCAUGGAGGAUAAAGAUAAGACAAUUGAACAUGAAGAUUCAGUACCAUCCACAGAGAUGAAUCACAUAGCCUCUGUAUAUCAAGAAACACAGGAGCAGACAGUUAUGAACCUCAAAGGCAUAGAUGGAAAUGAACCAACAGAAGGAAGUAACCUAUUGAAUAAGGAAAAAAGGCUGCAGGAAACACCGACUGAAUCAACUCAUUUGCAAAGCCUAAGACAGAUAUUUGCUUGCCCUCCACAUGCUUUACUGGAUAGAGUAAUAACAAAUGUUACCAUCUUUGUUCUUCUGUGGGCUGUAGUUUGGUCAAUUGCCAGCAGUGAAUGUCUUCCUGGAGGAAACCUAUUUGGAAUUAUAAUCCUUUUCUAUUGUGCCAUCUUUGGAGGUAAACUUUUGGGACUCAUUAAGUUACCUACAUUGCCUUCACUGCCUCCUCUUCUUGGCAUGCUGCUUGCUGAAUUUCUCAUCAGAAAUAUCCCUGUCGUCAGUGAUAACGUACAGAUCAAGCACAAGUGGUCUUCCACUUUGAGGAGCAUAGCGCUGUCCAUCAUAUUAGUUCGUGCUGGCCUUGGGCUUGACCCACAGGCCCUGAGGAAGUUGAAGGGAGUCUGUGUAAGAUUAUCCAUGGGUCUCUGUCUUGUGGAGGCAUGCUCAUCUGCCCUUCUUGCCCACUUCCUAAUGGGUUUACCAUGGCAAUGGGGAUUUAUACUGGGUUUUGUCUUAGGUGCUGUAUCUCCGGCUGUCGUGGUGCCUUCAAUGCUCCUUUUGCAGGAAGGAGGCUGUGGUGUUGACAGAGGUGUCCCAACCUUACUCAUGGCUGCUGGCAGCCUUGACGACAUUCUGGCCAUCGCUGGCUUCAACACGUGCUUGGGCAUGGCCUUUCCCACAGGAAAAUUCUCAAAUAUGCUUGUAGCAGAGGUUGAAAAAAUUAUUGGUGCCUGGGGCGUCUUCCAGCCCCUUCUCUUUGGACUGAUUGGAGCAGAGGUAUCUAUCGUAUCUCUCAGAUCAGAAACUGUAGGCCUUUGUGUUGCCACCCUGGGCAUUGCAGUAUUGAUACAAAUUUUGGCUACAUUUCUGAUGGUGUGUUUUGCUGGUUUUAACGUAAAGGAAAAGAUAUUUAUUUCUUUUGCAUGGCUUCCAAAAGCCACAGUCCACGCUGCAAUAGGAUCUGUGGCUUUGGACACAGGGAGGUCACAUGGAGAGAAACAGUUAGAAGAAUACGGAAUGGAUGUGUUGCCAGUGGCAUUUUUGUCCAUCCUCAUCACAGCCCCAGUUGGAAGUCUCCUCAUUGGUUGGCUGGGCCCCAGACUUCUCCAGAAAGCUGAACAUCAAAAGAACGAUGAAGAAGUUCAAGGAGAGACUUCUGAACAAGUUUAGACGUGAAAAGAGAGAAUGCUGAAUAUAAUGAUUAGAAAGCUACUACCAGAGGCUACUUUUAUUAAGAUGGAUAUUGAAAUAUUUAACAUUUAAGCUUAAAA